AUGGAGAAAUCAAUGUCAUUCUGGAGGUCUGCACCGUGGAAAAAAGAAGAAAAAAGUUGGUCAGUUGGAAGUGGUAAAUUGGGCAAUCAAGAUAUAGAAAGGUACUAGCAUUUUAAGUGAAAAAAGUUUCAUUUUGUAAAAAAUCAAUACAAUUUUUUUUUUCAGAUUGGCCGUAAACAAAGACAAGCCAGCCUACCGAGCCUUGGAAUCCAUGCAAAAGAUCGGCUUCUUUGCGGUGAAGGGUGUAUUUAAGCUUGGAAGUAAGUGAAGUUUUGUUAAUUAAUAAAGGGAGACCUGGGGACUUUUUACUCCACGAUUUUACCAAAAAAAAGCCAGAGAUUUUUCGAAGUCCGAGAAAGUCAACUGAAAAUCAUUCCAAAAAUUUUCCAAGUUUUAGCGGUUUCGGCACGAAAAUAAUUUUCAAAAUCGGGAAGGCAUAGUAAAGUAAAUUCAGAAUAUUUUUUCCUCAAAUUCAAUCGGUUGAAAAUGGCGAGUCUCAGCUCCAGAAAAAUCUAAAUUUCAGGAAAAUCGGCGGAGUCUCCGCGGAGAAAUCUAAAAAAAGAGGACGAGUGGCCCACCCUGUAUUACCCAUGACGUCAGCAAGUUUGAUUUUUUGAUCUCUCAGAUUAAAUUUUUCGAUAUUUCUGUGACUCAUGAGGUUAUUGACCUUAUUUUUUAAAAAUUUCUAGCCUCCUAAUUUAUUGGUCUUUCAGAUUUCCUCUGGUCCCACUAAUAUCAAACUGUCCUGCCAAGAAGAAGAAGAAUCUACGAUUUUAAUUUGAUCUACAUACUUGUUGUUGCUUUUUAUUUUAUUUUGUUUGCUUUGAAAGGGGAAGGGGAAAUGUGCGAAAGGGGUGGGUAAUGUAGGUAAUCGGAAUUAGGGGCAAAUGAUGACAUAGUUGGGCCAUUUAUGAUGAAUUUUUAUUUCUGGGCCAGUAGGGAGCAUGUUGCUUAGAUAGCUUACAGCGGAAGUACUCCAAGUGCGACGCUCAGAUUUUCUUUAAAUUUUGCACACACGUCGGGUAUGGACUAGAUAUCAAUUCCUGAAAGUUUUAGCUCGCGCUUUGCGGGCGCCGCCGAGAUAUCGAACGAUUUUUGCCGCCGAGAGAGCACGCUAAACGUGGAAGGCGGUCAGAGAGAAAAGCGCUUUUUGGCCAUAACUUUGGCAGUUUCGUGCGGAAAAAUUUGAUUUUUUUGUAGAAACAUUAUCCUUUACGGUAGAAACAGGCACGAAACAUUUUGUGCCCAAAUUCGGCAAAAAGUCCUAAAUUUUGGCCGACUUUCGAUCUAAAAAUCUCGGUUGUUUCUGCAAAGCGCGAGCUGGAGUUUUCGCAUAUAUUGAAGAAAAAAAUACUCUAAAUUUGUGCCAAGUUUCAUCAAAAUCUGAGCGUCGCACUAUGAGUACUUCCCCUUUAGAUAGCUGACUAUUGACGAUUUGCUCUGAGAGUGUGGGGUACACGGAAUUCCUUUAGUUAUUGACUGGGGAAAGGGUGAAUUUCGGCAUACAGAUUGCGGUUUUAUCAACUAAAUUACCCAUAUCCGCGGGGACUUUGAGCUGGUUCGCCUAGAAGAUUGAUUAUAAUAGGUGAGGAGGUGCCCCAGGGCGGACAGUUCGAUUAGUGUGGGUUGUUUUUUUGUCUGUUUUUUUCGGCCGUAUAAGCGCCAUUUCUGUCGUCUUGUGUCGCUUGAAUAGUGUAUCGAAGCCAGAAAUGGCAAAUUCAUCACCCAACGCUCCUCGAAUUCAGCAGUGAACACACCAUGCUGGUUGUCUGUAAACCCCCGAAAACCGGCGACCGGGGCGACAAAUUCUAUCGGCGGGCGCACACUUGCGGGCAACCAGUUUGCGGGCAAAUCUUUUGCGGGCAGCCGACAUUUGCGGCCAGCACCGGCAUUUGCGGGCAGCCUGGGACAUUUGCGGGCAGCCUGGAAGAUUUGCGGGCAGCCGACAUUUGCGGGCAACCGGCACCUGAUUGUGAGGGUAACAGGAUGGACGUGGAAAAAUUACUAUGAUAUUAUAUUUUGGAAAUUUGCCGACAUUUGCGGGCAACCGGCACUUGAGGAUAACAAGGUGGAGGUGGAUAAAUUACUGCGAUAUUUUGGAAAUUUUCCGACAUUUGCGGGCAGGCAAUACUUGCAGGAAACCGACAUUUGCGGGCAACAGUUCCAAAAGUUCCUAUACAGUCUGUGUGAUUGUUUUUUCCUGUUGUCCGCAAGUGUCGGCUGCCCGCAAAUGUCGGCAAAUUUCCAAAAUAUCGCAGUAAUGUUUCCACCUCCACCCUGUAACCCUCCGGUGCCGGUUGCCCGCAAGUGUCCCAGGCUGCCCGCAAGUGUCUCAGCUGCCCGCAAAUGUGACCCCCCAAAUUUUGCCCGCAAACUGGUUGCCCGCAAAGUGGUUGCCCGCAAGUGUCGCGACGCACGGCAACCCAAAAUAGAACAAAAAUGUCUCCCGCCCACUUUUGAAUUUCGUCCAAACGAAGUGUCAAAAUUCCCAAAAGAAAUAAAAUAAUUCCGAGAAAAAUAUUUUUCGGUCCGAAAACCACAUGAAAAAUUCAUUUUUGACAUUUCGUUUGAAUUCAACCGAUACUAGGUGGGCGAAGCGCCGAAACGAGGCGGGAGACUCCCUGGGUUGCCGUGCGACGCCAUUCUAUCGCUUUCACAGCUGCGGCUUCCCACCAUGUUUGGCCGUGGGGGUGUUUGUAAGCAGGGGAAUUUUUUGUCGUUCGUGGAAGCUUUCCGCUUGUUAGACUAGAUCAAAUUUUUCCCGUGAAAAAAUUCAGUCCCAGCCAACUCCGAUCUUCAUACUAUUAGCUCGGUCAAAGUAAGUCCCCUUGCAUCGCUCAUGGACUACCAAGACCCUCUCUUUCCUUCCAAGUACCCCUUGAUUUUUCCAUAGCAUCCUCGAAAAUAUCCGUCCUUCCGAAAACCUGACAAACACCUCAUCUAAAUCAAUACAAUCCCCUCUUACUUGUCCAACAACAAUUUAUUAACAGAGCCGAAGUAAUUGCUCUGAUUGUCGACACUCCGCCCACUCUGAUGUAUGUGUUGUGGGCAGAGAUUGCCACGGCUCCGGAGCCGGCUCUUGGCUCCGAGCCGGGAGUCAGAGCCGGAAAUUUUGGGUGCGGCUUCGGCUCCCGAGCCCAAAGUCGGAGCCAGGCUUCUCAGCGUUCAGAAAAGUAA
Messenger RNA from Bursaphelenchus xylophilus (pine wood nematode), 3177 nucleotides. Lineage: Eukaryota; Metazoa; Nematoda; Chromadorea; Rhabditida; Aphelenchoididae. The record is from the annotation of a GenBank genome assembly.